Messenger RNA from Psammomys obesus (fat sand rat), 6615 nucleotides. It is a transcript of the gene Bri3bp, whose product is annotated as BRI3 binding protein. Gene Ontology annotation, cellular component: mitochondrion. NCBI's taxonomy places the organism in Eukaryota, Metazoa, Chordata, Mammalia, Rodentia, Muridae. The record is from RefSeq and is a predicted model, not a curated record. The transcript is spliced from 3 exons. The coding region runs from base 81 to 839 and encodes 252 amino acids.
CGGACCGGAGCCCUCGGUGGCCGCGUGCUCCGCCCUCUCCCCCCCCCUCCAACCUCACGACCCUCCUCCCUAGGCCGAGCAUGGGCGCGCGCGCGUCCCAGGAGCCCCGGCUCCGGGCCGGGCUGCCGGUGCUGUUGCCAGUUCUGCUUCUGGCACUGCUGCUGCUGCUGGCGCUGGUGGCCCCUGGAGCGCAGGGGGCUCGGGGCCGCGGGGCUGCGGACAAGAACAGCCACCGGCGCGCGACCAGCAGCUUCUCGCAGAGCGUGAGCAGCCUCUUCGGAGAGGACAACGUGCGCGCGGCUCAGAAGUUACUGUCCAGGCUGACCGAGCGGUUCGUGCAGGGAGUGGACACGUUUGUAGAAACAGUAUGGAAAGUUUGGAUGGAGCUCUUAGAAGUCCUUGGACUGGAUGUGUCCAACCUGUCCCAGUACUUCAGCCCAGCCUCCGUGUCCAGCAGUCCCACCCGAGCCCUGGUGCUGGUUGGUGUGGUCCUCCUGGCCUACUGGUUCUUGUCUCUGACCUUGGGCUUCACCUUCAGCCUCCUGCAUCUGGUGUUCGGCCGCUUCUUCUGGCUUGUGCGAGUCAUCCUGUUCUCCAUGUCCUGCGUGUACAUCCUGCACAAGCACGAGGGCGAGCCUGAACACGCCGUGCUGCCGCUCUGCCUUGUGGUGGCUAUCUACUUCAUGACGGGCCCCAUGGGCUACUGGCGAGGCAGUCCUGGUGGCCUCAGCAGCCCCAGCGUGGAGGAGAAGCUAGAACACCUGGAGAACCAGGUGAGAUUGCUCAACAUCCGCCUCAACAGGGUGCUGGAGAACCUUGACCGCGCCAAGGACAAGUGAAUGUCAGCUUCCCGGCCACCCAAGAGUGUUAGCUGGUCAAAAGACAACAAAAGAAGAAAACAGCCGGCAAUCCUACCAAACCCCAGCCCUCCCAAUAAACCAAGCAAGAAUGCCACACAUGGUUAUUUCCCACUGCGUUCUACCUUAGGACCCAUUGGAGAAGAAUGAACUUAUGUAGAACUUAGAGUGUUGCUAGUGGGAAAACCUAUUUUCUAAGCAACGGAUCUAUAUUCCUUUAGCUAUGUAGUCAGAUAAGUUUAUCCGUGCAUAGAACAUAAAGUUAAUUUUUUUCAACCAUUUAAGUACAUCUUUUGUAAGGUUUUUAAAUAAAGGCAGAUGGAGUCAAGUUUAUCAGAACUUUGAAGGGAGCACUUGAAGUUUUUAAGGAAGCCUAAAUUGGCUGCUGGGUGAGCACUGUGUGUAAUACCUUCCUACUCCCAAAUGUGACCUUUAUUGUAUGUCUCUUGGGGUUGGGGGAGACUUGGUUAAUGAGUGCUGUCUCUUGUUAUUGUGGACACUUGAGGUUCAGAGUCUGGGAUCCUGGGGCCCCUGUGAGCUCCGUUAAUUGUGUUUCCUCCUGUCCAUUUCUGUUUUUUUAUGGUGCUGGGAAUGCUGAGCCCACCUCCACCCCUGUCCACUGUAUUUCUGAAUGAAGGUACCCACAGACAUCCUGGGAUCUUUUUCUCCUCCCUGGUUUUUAAUGUAGACUAACCCCCAGCCUUUCCAGAAGGAAAAUACAUGGCUGGGGCUGCAAAAUGUCUUUGGAGUUUGAUGCCAAGAACUUCCUGGGUGGACCCUGAAGAUAAUUCCAGAGUCCAGCUAAAACCCACAUUCCCUAUUUGCCCGUGAAGCUCAGAUAGCCAGGGGGACCCUGACAAUUUGCUAGUUUCCUUUGCUUUUUUUAAAAAUUAUUAUCAUUUAUUACAAUUUAUUUAACUUGUAACUUGUAUCCCGGCUGUGGCCCCCCUCCCUUGUUUCCUCCCAACCACCUUCCUUCCCCUUUCCCUAUGCCCCUUCCGUAGUCCCCUGAUAGGAGAGGUCCUCCUUCCCUUCUAUUUGACCCUAGCCUAUCAGGUCUCAUCGGGACUGGUUGCAUUGUCUUCCUCUGUGGCCCAGCAAGGCUGCACCCCCCAAGGUUUCCCUUGCUUUUAACUGACUCAGGACCAUAGAAGAAAAAGGAACUGUUCAUGGCCAGUAAGAUCCUUCAUUUCAUUGCUUCUAGAACAUUCUUAGGCAUAAGCCACCUUGGGAUAUGAAUUGUUUGUCCUGAAAUUUUUAUAAUUAUGUGUCUUAGGUGCUUUUCAUCUGGGGUCCAGGGCGUUGCUGAUUUAGCUUAGCCUCUGGGGUCAGAGACUGGAGGCGACGUCCCUCUGCCAGCAUUCUGUGGAAAGAGAGCUGGCCUUUGCCGGGAUUGCUGCUGUCUCUGCGGCCCUUCAGUGAACUCUGGAGCCACUGAGUUCCAACUUCAGCUUGGUGGAGACACCUGUUGGCUGUCAUGGCGGACCUUGGUGGAGGGACCCAGCGAAUGCCAGGGCUGGUGCUGUGUGUCUGUGAAGUUCUGUCUUUGGUUUGCAAGUGUCUGGAACACAGAUUCGGGUCUUUCUGAGGGUGUGUCUGAGAGAGACCUCUGUUCUUGAGGUGACUGUAUGAGAAUCCUACUUUCUUGAAUUUCAUUCCCUUCUGGAACCCAGACCAAGGACACUGAGAACACAUGAGUUCUGGUAUGAAACAUUCCAUUUAUAGUCUUUAGAUAGUGUAGCUAAAUCUACAUGGAGCAUGGGGUACAAGUAUCUGGGGAGGGGCACACUGAAUGUCCUCUUUUCAUUCAAAUGUCUGGCUGUAUCUUACCAAAAGAUUGUUUUGCAGAUGUUGGCUUGGUGGCAGUUGCCUUCUGUAAAGCCUACUCUUGACUUGGCUCCUCUUAUGGAUGGCCACUGAGAUGUCCUAAGUAGGGUCCUUGACAGUUGGUCCACUGGAGCAGAGUGUGCAGUCCUAGUAUUCAGGAGGCAAAGGCAGGAGGGUUGCUGCUAUUUGGAGGCCACCUGGUUGAAGUAGUAUAUUCCAGGCCAGCAUAGCAAAUACAGAAGCCAGGUGAACUAGCACGCACACAAGGGCCAGGGGCAGGCAGAUCUCUUGAGUUUGAGGCCAGUCUGGUCUAUGUAGUAAGUUCCAGGACAGCCAGAGUCACAUUUGAGAUCUUGUCUCAAAACAAUAAUAACAACAAAAAAGGUUAAAAAAAAAUUCUGCAACUUUUUUUUGGCCUGACCAAAUGUAGGCUCUCAAGGUAGUUUUAUAGUUUGAUACACACACACACACACACACACACACACACACACACACACACACACACACAAAAUGCCUUCAUUUUAAUUUUUACAUUUAAUUAUUAGUGACAGGGUCUCAUGUAUAUUAGACUAGUGUUGAACUUGCUAAGUAGCUGAGACUGGCCUUAAACUUCGGACCCUCUGGCCUCCACCUCCUGAGUGCAAGGAUGACAGAUGGAGGACAGCACACCCAUUGUAUGCAGUCCUUUCGGUGUUUGGGUACUUGGUGUGGAACAUGUUCUUUGCAUGUGAAGAGAGCAUUCUAGAGUCCAGCCCCAAGAUGCCUUCAUUCUAAAUGGAAGAAUGCACAAGACAGAAUAACAAGAGUGUUAGUUGAAAUUCUAGUAGUUUUUAAAACUUCAGAUGGUGUUUGAUGCAUACAUUUUACGUAUUCUCUCUUUCUUUUUCUUUUCUUUUUUUUUGAGGCAGGGUCUCUCUCUGUAUAGCCCUGGAUGUCCUCUAACUUGAAGAGAUCUGCCUGCUUCUGAGUACUGGGAUCAAAGGCGUACACCACCAUGCCUGUCAUUGUUUGGGUGGAUAUUCUUUUUUAUUUUUUGUGGUGGUGGUGGUCAUUUUUUUGUUUUGUUUUGUUUUGUUUUUGGUUUAAGACAGGGUUUCUUUGUGUAGCCUAGACUUGCUUUGUAGUCAGGGCUGCCCUGGAACUCACAGAAAUCCGCCUGCUUCUGCCUCCUGAGUGCUGGGAUUAUAGGUGUGCACAGCUGCCCCUCUUGUUUGCAUGUGUCCCUAACACAUCUUUUCCUCUCUGUGUUCUGUGGAAGUAUGCAGCUUAUUGACCUCCCUCUCCCACCAUCUCUUUUGUAUGUGGAAAGAUGUAUUUUUGUACCUUAUUUCAUGCCUUAUUUCAGGGCUGUGUACAUCUCCUCAACUGAAUAACAUGAUAAAGAAACAUUAUGACGGCAGCUACUGUGGAUCUGUUAUAUAUAAGGGUCAGGGGCCAUUGAUGUGGAUCAGUGGGUAAAGGUACUUGCUACUAAGCCAGAGUUUAAUGCCUGGGACCCACAUGUUGAAGGGAGGCAGACCACUCUCACAGAUUUUCCUCUGACCUCUGCACAUGGACCAUGGCUUGCUACCCCUUUCCCUAAAUAAAUCCAUAUAUAUAUAUAAUGUUUUUAAAUGAAAAGACAGGGUUAGGAUUUUAACUGUCUUAAAACCAGUGUUAAUUCCCCCGAGGGUUCUUCCUCAUGUUAAAUACUUUUCCAAGGACAGGCUUGAGGUUGUAUUGGCUAUCUCUGAAGUACUGGGUCUAGGUGGGCGUGUUGGGGUUGGUGAUUUUCGAUGGUGACCUUUUAUUUUGAAAAUUUUAUGUGUAUGGGUGUUUUGUCUGCUUGUAUGUCUGUGUACCAUGUACAUGCCUGGUGCCUGCAGAGGCGAGAGGAGGGUGUUACAUCCCCUGGAAUUAGAGUUACUGACAGUUGUCAGCUGCCCUGUGGAUGCUGGAAAUGAAACCUUGGUCCGCUGGAAGAACAGCCGGAGCCCUAACCACGAGCAAUCUCUCCAACCCUAUUGUUUUGAGAUGGGUUCUCUUGUAGCCCUGGCUGGUCUUAAACAGGCUGUGUGGCCGAAAAUGACCUUGAACUCCUGGUCCUGCCUCCACACCACUCUAGGAUUAAAGACAGGUGCCACCACACCUGGCUAAGUAGUGACUGGAUGGAACCCAGGGCCUCCACCAUGCUGCAUAAGCACUCUACCAAAUCAGCCCAGUCCCAGCUUGUGGUCGGUGUUUAUGGAGUGAUUUCUUCCCUUGUUGGUGUAGCACACAGGCACCUUUCCCAGAUGGACUUUCCAUUGCCACCAGCAUCUUCAGCCCUUUGGGGCCUUCGUUGAGCCCUGGUUUUCUUUUUACUGGCAAUAAAGUAUGGAAAAGAAUAUGGCCUUGUGAAUCAUAAUGGGGUCCUCUGUUCAUAAAAGUGACCCAGGGGCAGUCCCGAGAGGCAACCUGAAAAUGAGGCCCAGCAGACCACAGGGGUUAUAAGCAGAGCUGAGGGUAGCCUUUUAUGACCGUCAGGGGAAGUGGCCACGUCUUUCCUAGGUACUCCCUGAGAACCUCCAGGGGCAGCCUGUGGUUGGGAGCUGGCCUUGGCAUACCCAUGAGGGCCGGGCUGGUGUGCGUAGCUCUGGUUACUGCUCGAAGAUGGCUGUAAAUAGCAUGACCAGGAACUCAGGCGUGGUUACAAUCCCAGAACUUGGGAGAUGGACAGGAAGGUGGUGAGCUCAAAGCCAUCCUGGUCUACAAGGCGAGACCCUGUCUCAGCAAACAACUCAAUUUUUGCUCAAGAGUCAGUAAGCUCUGUAAUGCAGAGGCUACAGGGUCUCACCUACCCAAGCUGGCCCAGGCUGGCCUUAAACUCACAGAACACAUCUGCUUCUGCCCCCCAAGUGCUGGGAUUAAAGGUGUGCACUACCACACCCAGCCUCCCAGCAGGUUUUGAAUUACCUAAUUUAACCAGAAAGCCAGUGCUGGUUCUCCUGGUGUGCACCUAUAGCUACAAGGAAUUCCCUGGGCGCCUUUCCCAACCUUUUAACUUUCAGGUCCUGGGCUCGUGAGCUCUUCCUCUAGCAUGCAAGCUUCUUUUCAAAACAACCUGUGCCCAUUCCUCAAUGGUUUUGUUUAUGACCAUUUAAGUAAUUGGGCUUUGGGCCCCUUACCUGUGAAUGAAUAUACACACAUACAUAUAUAUAUAUGUAUGUAUGUAUGUAUAUUCAUAUUGAAUAUAUAUAUAUGUAUUCGUUUUAACCCCAAUAUCCUUAUCACUAGACAACUGCUAAUGCCCUGACUGGCAUCCUUCUGUGUUUUGCUCUUUGGUGAUAACCCUCUAGCUAGGACGGACAUGGAGAACCUGUUCUGUCUUGGUGGCACAGGAAGCACACCUUGUCACCCGGACAGCUGUGGCAGCUGAUGGCAUGAUUGACUCCCUGCCCCAGUGUCUCUGCAGAUUUCAAGCUUUUUGCUGUUGUGUCAGUUUUCUGUCUGCAACUGUGAUAAAUCUCUGAAUAUCCUGUAAUUAAAUUAAUUUCUUGUGAUGGUGAUUAGUGUGCAGUUAAAUCCCCCAUGAGAUAAUUAUUUCCCUGUUCUUAGCUGCAAAUUAUAUUCUUUUUUUUUUUUUUUAAACCAAUAAUGUCCGAGUUCCUGUUUUGUGUCUUGGCUUAGAAAUUUUAUAUAGUGUUUAGUUUGAUAGAAAGCCAUUCUGUGUGAACAAAGUGGGGAGCGUGCACACGCGCACUUGCGCAUACCUUAGUUGGGAAGCUGAUUCUACGAAUAUCUUAUAUAGAAAAAGGCUUAUUAAUUUUUUGCAAAGUAAUGGAUACAUUCCUGUUAUUUAUUAAUCACUGGCUUUGAUGUUAGAGAUCUUUGUAGAUCGACUUCAGAACUGGAUGAAAACAUUGUGAACAUUAUGGCUUAAUAAAUGUUUACUGUAAUUUUGUUGUUUGGA